CAUUACAACAUAACACGAGCUAUCCAGAUCGCACGUACGCCUGAGCUGACGAGCUGUCGGGUCAUCGGGAGGCUGGGCAAUUCGGGAGUGCAGUAGAUUUGCUCAUUCUCUCUUCAUUCGAGUCGCUAUGGCAGCCACACCGAAGUCUGAUUCAGAUAGACAGAAACAGAUCAGUGUCCGAGGGAUUGCUGAAGUGGAGGAUGUGACCAACUUCAAAACUUCGUUCAACCGGCAUCUUCAUUUCAGCUUAGUGAAAGAUCGCAAUGUUGCCACCAAACGUGACUACUACAUUGCUCUGGCUCACGCUGUGCGGGAUCACCUGGUGGGACGUUGGAUCCGAACACAACAGUACUAUUAUGAAAAGGAUCCCAAGCGUGUGUACUAUCUAUCUCUAGAGUAUUACAUCGGCCGUACUCUCACAAACACCAUGGUGAACCUUGGAAUCCAAAGCCAGUGCGAUGAGGCAUUGUACCAGCUUGGUUUGAACAUUGAGGAGCUUGAAGAAAUUGAGGUGGAUGCUGGCUUGGGAAAUGGUGGUCUCGGGCGUCUGGCAGCCUGUUUCCUGGACUCCAUGGCCACUCUUGGCCUAGCUGCCUAUGGCUACGGUAUCCGCUACGACUAUGGCAUAUUCAGUCAACAAAUCAAAGAUGGACGACAGGUGGAGCUGCCAGAUGAUUGGCUACGUUUCGGCAAUCCGUGGGAGAAGGCGCGGCCUGAGUACAUGAUCCCGGUCAACUUCUACGGGCACACAGAGCACAGAGAUGGCAAGGUCAAGUGGGUGAACACAAACGUUGUGUUUGCCAUGCCAUAUGACUCACCAGUCCCCGGUUAUCGCAACAACACUGUCAACACCAUGCGGUUGUGGUCUGCCAAGUCACCAAAUAGCUUUGAUCUUACUUUCUUCAAUGACGGUGAUUACAUCAAAGCGGUACUGAACAGGAACGAAGCUGAGAACAUUUCCCGAGUGCUGUACCCAAAUGACAACGUUGUUGAGGGCAAGGAGCUGCGUCUGAAGCAGGAGUACUUCAUGGUGGCUGCCACACUCCAAGACAUCAUCCGACGCUUCAAGUCCUCUCGCUUUGGUAGCCGGGACCCUGUCAGGACUUCCUUCGACACCUUCCCAGACAAGGUUGCUCUGCAGUUGAAUGACACCCACCCUGCGCUGGCCAUACCAGAGCUCAUGAGAAUCUUGGUGGACAUUGAGAACGUUCCCUGGGAUAAAGCAUGGGAUUUAACAGUCAAGUCCUGCGCUUACACCAACCACACCAUCCUUCCCGAGGCCCUAGAGCGCUGGCCUGUGCAAAUGCUAGAGACAAUCCUUCCUAGACAUCUGCAGAUCAUCUACGAGAUCAAUGCCCGUCACAUGAAGAUGGUCAGUGACUUGUACCCAGGUGACAUGGACAGGAUGCGGCGCAUGUCCAUUGUGGAGGAAGGCCACGAGAAGCGCAUCAACAUGGCCCACCUCUGCCUGGUGGGGGCUCAUGCCGUCAAUGGGGUGGCGGCCAUUCACUCGGAGCUUCUCAAGACGAAAGUUUUCCAGGACUUCUACGAGAUGUUCCCAGAGAGAUUUCAGAACAAGACCAACGGUAUAACCCCUCGGCGCUGGAUGCUGCUCUGCAAUUUGGGACUGUCGGAGGUCAUCGAAGAUAGGAUCGGGGAUGGAUGGACCACCAAUUUGUCUCUCCUCCGUGAGCUGGAGACCCUGGUUGAUGACAGCGCCUUCAUUCUCGCUGUUCAGAAAACCAAGCAGGAGAACAAGAUGAAGCUGGCCAGCUACUUGCAGAAGAACCACAACAUCGAAGUCAACGUCAACUCCAUGUUCGAUGUCCAGGUCAAGAGAAUUCAUGAAUACAAGCGCCAACUGAUGAACGCCCUGCACAUCAUCACCGUGUACAACAGGAUGAAGAAGAACCCCGGUGGGUCCUUUGUGCCACGCACAGUCAUGAUCGGAGGCAAGGCAGCUCCCGGAUACUUCACCGCCAAGCAGAUCAUCUACCUGAUCAACUCCAUCGGUCAGGUUAUCAACAACGACCCCAUCGUCGGGGAUCGCCUCAAGGUGGUCUUCUUGGAGAACUACCGUGUAUCCCUGGCUGAAAAAGUGAUCCCGGCCGCUGACCUAUCAGAGCAGAUAUCGCUGGCGGGAACCGAGGCCUCCGGAACUGGCAACAUGAAAUUUAUGCUGAACGGUGCCCUGACCAUCGGUACGCUGGAUGGCGCUAACGUGGAGAUGAUGGAAGAGAUGGGAGCCGACAACAUCUUCAUCUUUGGCAUGACGGUGCCACAGGUGGAGGAGCUCAGGCAGAAAGGGUACCACCCCAGACAGUACUACGAGCGGAAUGCCGAGUUAAAGCAAGCAAUCGACCAGAUCAGGGAAGGGUACUUCUCACCCCAAGACCCAGACGCUUUCAAGGGACUGGCCGACAGCCUGCUGAAUCAUGACACGUUUAUGCUGCUCGCAGACUACGAAGACUACAUAGCCACUCAGGACAAGGUUAACCAACUUUUCCUGAACCCCAAUGAGUGGACGAAGAAGUGCAUCCUCAACAUCGCCGCUUCGGGCAAGUUCUCCAGCGACCGCACCAUCGGGGAGUACGCCCGGGAGAUCUGGGGGGUGGAACCCAAUGCCAUCAAACUGCCGCCGCCCCACGUCCCGCCCGAAUUCCGGGAGGAUGCCAUUAACGCCAACCAGGACCCCACCAAAGGUGACCAGAGGCAUGUGUCAUAUUAGAGCGCUAGAAUACUCAGACUGUACAAAUCGUCGAAUAAAAUGACAUAUCCAAUAUAUUUUAUAUCUUGCACAGUGAACGCCGAAUAAGGUACCCAAAUUUGAAGAUGGUAAGUUAAAUGUCAGCUUGAGCUGGCUCAACUUUAACUCCGUCAUAACUUUGAAAAGUCCACUAGUUUUUUUGAGGAUUUGCCAGGGCAGAGAAAGGAAGAGGCCAGCCACCAUUUCUUAUUUGGGGCUCGACUUGCUGUGAAAGUGCAAAGGGCAUGCCAUUGCUUUCCGGCAGAAGACGAUUUUUGAGGCUUCCUCAGAAAGGCUCCAAGCAAGAAUGCCCAGCAAUAUUACUGGCGAGUUAGAAUUUAAUGUCGUAUUGAAAUUUUGGCAUGGUUAUAAGAUGAACCAUUGGAUAGAUCCAAAACAGCACUGUUGCUUUAUUCUGUAGGGAGUGUGUAAGGGUGGCCUCGCCAUCACCAGGAGACCCAUCAGUGGUCUGACGGUCCCGGAUUUUUAUGGUGCCAGCAAGGGCUCCAGACUAACAGGUGGGGGGGAGGUCAUGCACCAUCCCCCCUUGGACCCUGAAAGUAAACUCAGCAACCCACCACGACACGCCAAGGUAGAACCUUAGAAAGAGUUGGAUGUCACGUGGUCAUGCCUUGCUAGCAGAAUGAAUGUCAUGGUCAUUUUCCUUUUUUGUGUGUGUGUUUGCGCUCUGUGAUUGAAGAACAAGUAAAAUAAUACUGAGAUACCUUUAUGGAGUGCACCAAACUAACAAUGUUGGUUGAUGGGCAUGCAACUCGAAGUGCUGAAACCAACACUCCCGCGCCAAAGUGGGGGAGUACUCCUUGUGGUGGGGAGGCGGGGGAGGGGUAUCCCGAACCUCAGAUGCAUUAUAGCCGUUAGCAGAAAGGCUUUGUUCUUUGCUUUGCUUGGAGAUUUCAGUAAGACCAGAUCUGAUUGGACCUUCUUUGAAUGAAGUGCAGCCACUCAAGAUGAGCAGGAUUUCGCCAGAGUCCUGUGGGCUGCCGUGAUAAAAAUUCCAUCUACAGUUUAAAAAUGAUACCUCUGAACGCCCCGCACAUUUUAACCAUUUCCCACCAUGACCUGUUGGUAGCUGUGUGUAUUGAUUGAGAAUGGACAAGAUUAGUGUACUGCCCCUGAAGAGAAAGAACGCUUGUUCAGUAUUUUUCAGCCAGAUUGGUAUCAAGCUGUUGUUUAUGGACAACCUGUUGCUAAAUUGGACAAUUUCAGACGUCAACCCUCCUUUUACUUGUAACCGUCACAGACACCCAAAACUCCCUUCCACUUUGAUUUGCCACAAUACACACACACACACAGGUCAUUUGACGGAUUUUGACUGAUAUGACAACGUUGACAAAAAUGAAUGAAAGUUACAUGUCCAACCCUCAACCAAAAGGAGACUUGCCCCCUGUUUAACAGUUAGUAGAAAAGCGAGACUGUUGGCCCCCAACCGGAGCUCAAAGUUGUGGAGAGUACCAUAGCAGAAUGCAGUAGACAGAACAGUGAAGAGCGAUAAAGAUAACUUGCAUCAAGCUACCCAUGUGCUGAAAACCACACAGACCCAGACAAACCGCAUAUAUCCAGACAUACAUCUAAAUUGCAUUCUGAGGGAGCAGUUCUGUGUACCUUUGAAUUUUGGAACUUCAUUUUUUUUGGUCCUGUAUGCUUGCGUGGUGUGGUUCUCAACAGUGUCAGUCUGUCACAUCACUGAAGUACUGGGGUAGACUGUUUACGAGCAGCCAUCUUAGAGGGCGGUGCAGACGUUCUACUGAGAUGGGUUUUACUAGAGUCAAAACAACGAACCAAAUCCUGCCCUCUGAGGAUGAUGAAGCCAUAAUCCCAAGAUAAGUCCAGUGUUACCCCUAUGCUGCCAAAAAGUGCAUGCGACAGUGCUUGCCAAAGAAGAGUUUUUGGAAUACACAAACCAGUCUAGAAUCAACGUACAACACACAAGGCCUUUGUCCAGUUUGCCCGUCCUUUCUCACUUUUUUGUGAACAAAUUCACCAUUGAUGUUUUGAAGGAAAAAAACCAUGCGGUAUUCCACCUGUGCAUGUGCAAAAUAAGGUGUGUCAGAGGUCAAUUGUGGAUUUUCUGUACAUGGAGAGGGGUCCUAUCAGCAUGGUUUAACCCUGACGCAUGCAUGAGCUGGCAUGACAUCACACGUCUUAUCCCCAAUGACCCUGGUCCAUCAAGACUCUUAGAAUAAGGAGCUGAUCAUUGGUCAAAUGCGGUAGAAGCAGUUCACCAUUUAGUGCACCAAGCUUUUGCCUCAAAACUGCCACCAUCAAACCCCACAGCCAACUGUUGCAUACUGGAUGUCGUCCUGCUUGCAAUGGAUCUGUCCUUCUCCACACCACACAAACACAAAGCCUCAUUAGCUCCUGUACACAGACGGGCAAAAUGAUGACAGACGGCCUGAUGACUUUAACCAACCUAGCAGAAUCCUUCUCUCUGCCUUGCGACAGUUUCUGCUGGGAUGGCGAAAUCAGACGUCUGUGUAUUUGAGGUCACUGUAGUCAGCAAGCAUUCUUUAUACUUUUUAUCUCUAAAAUCUGCUCCUCCAUAAAAACAGUACCCCGUAUUCAAAAGGAGUGCUAUUUGGUAUGUGUGUGUCGGCCACUAACUUCCAGGAAGAAAAACACCUGAAAGUGACUUUUCCCAAGAAUUGUUUGUGAGGUGCUCCUCUUCAACAAAUGCAUGCUACGUCAAGCUGUAGACUAAAAAGCAACCAACCACAAUCGAAUAAAUUGUAAUCCAUUAAUCAGCUGCCACAAUGUACAUGUAGUGCAUAAAAAAAUAAAGUCUGCUCAACAUCUUUGCACGAAGUAUUUACCUUUUACCUUUAAAGCCACGAUUGUAUUUGCAGUUGUACAUGUAUGCUAUGACUGGGAAAUGUACACAUCAUGUAUCAUUUAGUAGCGAAGUACAGGUACCAGACCUGUGUAUCAAAUUGUUUUUUCACUAGUUAUUUCAGUUCGUACUAUUUUUUUUAUAGUACCCAACCUUGAGUUAUGUGUUAAAGGUCAGAGUUGUGCUGUAUCUUUGUACACUGAGUUUGAUGGAAGUAAAAUUUUAGACCUGGUGUGCGACCCAGCGGUUAUUACAUGUGAGGGGUUAGAUUACCAAUAAUUACAGAAGUUCCUCUCCGUAGAGUCCUGUGGAAGUUGCCUUGGUGGCUGAUGAUUGCAGUGUACAUGUUGAAUGCUAAUUGUAACCAUGGAGGGACUCAGUGAAAGUGUCGAAGAACCGUGAUUAUUCUAGUAGUAAAAAUAUAACUUAAACUCAGUGUUUCCUUUUUGGUUAACCGGAGUAUCGGAGGUUUGAUGAAAAGCACUAAAUUUGUAACACUGCUCUAGGAAAAGGGAGAGGUUUUUUUUAGGGGGGGGGAUUGGGGGUCAUCAACUUGUUGUUUACUUGUAAGUUGUUGAGAGGUGCUUUGAAGCUUGGAGAAUUCUUCCCGCAUAAACUGACUGGUUGUGUGGGGGUUUAGUUUCAUCUUGCCAAGAUAGAAGUACACUUUCUUGUGUGUAGCCAAACUCAGCCGGGAACCAGUUGCUGGCCGAUGGACAUCACGUCGUGUUUUGGACGGGGACUUGUUUUUUUGCAAAGCCAAUCCAUUUGCUCCACCAAGUUACAUAUUGCUACAAGAGAGUUAUUAGGUUUAAAAGAAGUGGCAAGGAAACCACCCAAGGUUUCAAUCCUAAAUAAAGUUACUUGUCUUGUGAAUGUUUGUAAUGUAAAUUUCUGUGAGCCAGACUAGAAAGAGCUUGUAGUUAAAGGUUGACUUGGGGAAACUAACCAUGGGCAAGUUAUUUCGCCCUUCCUCCAAAAAAAUCCAAGAGUGGAGAACAAAGAUAAAGAGAAAAUAAUACGCCACACAUGGCAAAGACAAAUUCAGUCUUAGGGUGCUAGGAUGGAGAAUUUGGCACCUUUGCUUAGCCAAGUGCAAAGCCUACUGAUGAGGCCUGUGGGACGUUUUGCGCAUGCAUUUUGUGGUAACUGGUUGUAACUAAGCAGCAGAUGGAUGGAUGAGCGAAUUAGUUAAGAUGCUAACUACGUCUAGACUUCCCCCAUUCCACUCUAAGUAUCAAAGUGAUGUGUUUAGACUAGGGCAGUCCAUCAGUGUAGAAAGUGACUGCAUUCUUAUGAACUGUUGACCCCGAGGCUUGAAUUAUAAAACUGUUCACACUUUGUCAAUUGUAUAAACGCAUGCUGUGGAAUGACGGUGCUCCUGUAGACCUGUACUCUAACCCUGGAAUGAAGUUUAAAUUGAAUGAAAUCGAGGCGAUCGUUUCCUUUAAUUGCAUAUUUUUUUUUCAUUUGCUGUGGUCCACCAUUGUCCUUGGCUUCUUCGCAGCCUUCUCACUGAUUUUGAAACAGUCUGUGAAAAGUGAUUCAUGAGGGUAACAGGUAGAAGGGGAAAUAGAAUUGUGGAAUGUCAAGGGCUGUAUUUAAAAGAAAAUAAAGCAAGACUGAACUAAGAAAAAAAGCUUUAAACUUGUUUCGCACUGAAAUCAUCAUCGUAGGUGUUGAUUAAAAAAAAUGCUAUUUUGCUACAAAAUUACAAAGGUUAUACUAAGGCCGGUCGAGAAGUAAUACUGGACUUCUUGGUUUUUAUGCAGAGAUUAUGACACCUCUAACAAUAGACACUAUUGCGGAUUUAAUACCGCUUUUUGCCGUUUCCAGAAUUUCGCUGACGCCAGAUCUCGCAACGAAACCAUCAGUCACAGUUUUCUUUUGGUCAAAUGAAUGUUUAAGGUCUGGGUAUUUGGCCAAUACCACCUCAAUGAAUUCUCAACUCAUCAGUGUAGUUUGCUUUGGUUUCACCCGUUUUUAUAACUGCCAAUCGUAAAACAAAAAAAGAAAAGUUUAUUUCGUUCUGUUGUUUUGUAUAUUUGGUUUUAUUGUUUUCAAAUUCCUUUGAAUGUGUUGUUUUUAAUGUGCUGAUCAGAUAGCCGUGCAUGAUAGGGUUUUGUCUUUCGUCAUAGUAAAACUGUUAAGUUUGCAAUUAAAUGUAUUAUUUUAACACAUGUUCCAAAUAACAUGCAGCAUGCAAUCAAUAUUACUUUAGAAAGAUAUUUUCCAAACUGCAUGAAUGUGUGGUAAACUUAAAAUAAUUUUCUCUCUUGAAAAAAUUGUAUUAUUUUGGUGCUUACGCAAACGGGUAGGAUUUACCCUUUCUAAAAAUAGUAACACCGUACUUCUUGGGGUACUGCGGUUUCAUCUGAUUUUUAAUUUUUUUUAAAAUAAAUUUCAUCUUAGCAAUUGUUCCUGACACUGUUGUGACAGAAUGAGCAAACCAAGCAGUAUGUCGGUAGUGGAGGUUAUCUUCAAUUCUUAAAUUGUUUGGGAUCAAGAACGUUUUUGAAAUCACGAGUAGCUUUCAAAGACAUUUCCUACUAGACUUUUCCAUCCCAACAACUGUUUCGAAAGUAGAUUUUGUUUUCUUCUUGUCAAGAAAGAAGAAUCUUCAGACACUUUCAGACUUUGGGAACAGAAUACUUCUCAUUAACUUUGAAUAUUCAAAAGUCAACUUCAUCUUAAGAACAUUACUGUAGUUCUUGAACUAAUGUAAUCCCAAACGUAUCCUCAUUGAAACCCAGUCUAUUUCACUAGUUUCGAGGGUAGUGAGAUGGUAUUUUGAAACUGGUUGUCAUUUGAAACCAGUGAAGUAUUGAAAUUGUCAAUAGGGCUGUGAUUUGAAAAUAAAGGAUCAUUUUGAAGUAAAUGAACAUUAAUGGACACUUCCUAAACUGCACUAGCCAUUUUGAAAGCGUUUGAAGGAAACCGUGUGGAAAAAUCAUUGCUCGGGAUACAGAAUGAAACAGAAAUAUCUUAUUUUCUACCAAAUACCUGUAAUAGUGUAUAUUUCCAUGUGUUUUAGCGAGUAAAGGCUACUGGUUGCUUUGCUACCCGAAGUCAUACCAACAGUAUACUCAACGCCAGCUUUGUUCUGUUGGAAUAAAUUACUGUGAACUGAUGGGAAAUA
Acanthaster planci (crown-of-thorns starfish) is the source of this 8733-nucleotide messenger RNA. RefSeq names its product glycogen phosphorylase, brain form-like. The record is from RefSeq and is a predicted model, not a curated record. Gene Ontology annotation, cellular component: cytoplasm. NCBI's taxonomy places the organism in Eukaryota, Metazoa, Echinodermata, Asteroidea, Valvatida, Acanthasteridae. Gene Ontology annotation, biological process: glycogen catabolic process. Gene Ontology annotation, molecular function: glycogen phosphorylase activity; pyridoxal phosphate binding.